AUGGAAAAUAACCACCCGAGCAAGCAGGAUCCGUUUGCUGAGUACUUGUGGAUGGAGAAUAUGGACGAUUUUGAUCGCGAAGUGAACGAUCAACUCAACGAAGAGGAGUUCAUUCGUGCAUGUAUUGAACAACUGCUUGAUGAAGAAGACGAACGCGAAACAAUGACAGCGGCCGAAAUAAUAGCCCAACAGCAAUUACAGAGCUUACAGAGCAAAGAUUCAGUACAGCAAGGAACAUCACAAAGUUCUUAUAGAAGUAACUUCCAGGGACGUAACGUUUGCUCGAAUGGAUACACGAAUGGCUACGGCAAUCACGACUACAACGUCGUGGUAAGUUUGAUUCUCGAAUAGCUUUGUUGAGUGAUUCAUUGUCGUACAAUUUCCAUACAGAAUGCAUAUCUGAGGUUUGUUGUGUGUGUUUACGGCGGAUGAAAUGGCAAAAAUUCAAAUUUUAUGUUGUGUGGUGUCGAAAUCAACGAAGGUCCAGAGAAAAGCGAUGGCGAGGGUGUAGGGAAAACCGCCAUAGAGGCGCAGUCUCUGUUGAAAAUCUAUUGCGCGUUUCUUUUACGUUUUCUUUUUCUUAUUAUGCAGCAAAGGCAAACCUAUUAAUGUUUUAUGGUGAUUAAAUUUCGUAUUUCCUUAUUUUUGGUCUGAUUCUACUACGGUAUUAUCGAAUUAUAGCAAAUGAAUGUAGUGUUCGAGAUAUCCCUGCCCUUUGAAGUAUAUUUGACUCAAUGUACACGUUAAGCAGCGCAAUCGUCAUACUGAAAUCGCUUAACGGUUAACGACGUUUCGGUUUUCAAACGAUGGUUCUCUCUCCAAGUUGAGUGCUUUGCGAAUAAAUAUGGUGGGAGAUUCUCUUCCAAAAAUACUCAAGAAGUUGUCUGAAAAUGCUAAAUUUGUGCAAGGGACUUUGGUGAAUUAGUUACCUUCCCCUCUUCGUUAUUAAACUCAGUGAUUUCUCUAUAUGGAAACGCUUCUUUAUUUAAUCAAAAACUGGACUUCUGGAAAAUUUUAGAUUCUACAAAUUCAGCUCACUUCUCAGUGGUGUUUUUCGUGCCACGAGAGAUCCACACCGAAAUUUGUAUUGGGGCGUGAAAGGAUUUGAACCAAGGGCAGUUACAGUAGCUCCUUUGUUUCUGUAUUAAGUAGCUUUCGGUGAAGAUGGUUCGGAGAUUUCGUCCGCUCUCUCAUUAAAUUGUUUUUUUUUUCGUUUUUCAUUUUUAUUUUUCCUCUCCUUGCUUCUCUAAACCUAAUGGAUUUAUCAUUAACUUUUAUUUGUCGGCUCUUCUAGCGAUGUUACUCCAAUGCUUGGUAAAACUGGUGAAUUUCUUAUCUGUGUACAAACAUGAAAUAUCUUUGCCAUAAGAUGUGUAUGAAACAAUUUGAGGUUGCCUUAACUGCCUUUAAAAUGUAUAAUUUCGAAUAGUUCCAAAUGCCAGUAGUUUUAUUUGAAAGAACAAGGGAAUAAAACAAUUCCUCAAGUCUGUAAAUGCUAUAUUCCUGGAAGACACCUUCAAUAAAGAUGUAGGGUCAUUCAAAGUUGAAAAUGGUAGUAGUGUUUUUAGAAGCUGAUGCCUUGAGCACAUUGUGAAUUUAUGUUCUGCUUUAACUGGGGCAAAACAACUCUUAAACAAAGUGCUAACAGGCUGUAUAAAAGAUACACCAUUUCAAGAAGAGAAUCAUUCACACUUUCGAGCUUUCUUGAUUAAAGUGUGCAAGGAUUUUAAAUUUCUAUUUCAAAUUCUUGAUUUGAAAUAUUUGGAAAUUCCUCAGAAUGGGAACAUUUUUCUACAAAUGUAGUUACGUGUGUAUAUUCUGUGAAGUGCAAAACAAAUUUAGCAUCAAAACAACCAGGAUUAGUCACGCAUUCAGAAAUAUCAGCAAUUUUGUGAACCUUGACGUAGUGUGCACUGACCUGUGGUUAUGCAUCAGUUCACUGUGGGAAAUGGAUUUUUUCUCUUUUUAUGGCAAGAAUUCCGGUAUUCACAUCUAUUGUUUUUAUGUGUUCUUCAUGAGACAAAUUUUAAACAUUACAUUGGUUGAGAUCACGUUAAGCCUUUACUUAAAGUACCGCUUGUAUAAAGUCAAACUUGUCUGAAGUGGCACCAUAUCAGGCAAUCACCUUGUAAAACUUGUCUGAAGUGGCACCGUAUCAAGCGGUCACCCUGUAAAACUUGUCUGAAGUGGCACCGUAUCAAGCGGUCACCCUGUAAAACUUGUCUGAAGUGGCACCGUAUCAAGCGGUCACCCUGUAAAACUUCUCUGAAGUGGCACCGUAUCAAGCGGUCACCCUGUAAAACUUCUCUGAAGUGGCAUUGUAUCAAGCAGUCACCCUUGAUUAACCCUUUAACUCCCAGAAGUUGUUAACAUAUAACUUCUCCCUAUGGAAUCUAAACAUUAUCAAGCAAACAGGUCAUGAGAAUAUUUAAACUUAUCAGGUGAAAGUUAUCUUGAUCUAACACCAAAUUCUUGUUACUUAUUUGCAUAGAAAUGUGUAGCAGCUAGAGUAGAAUUAACAAUCAGAUCUUGGGAGUUACAGGGUUAAGUGGUCGGUUGUCAAAGUCCCAGAUUUGUUUCCUCUUAAUUACUCUGAUUUUCACCUUUAUUAAGUAGUUACCUCUAUUAAGCAAUCACAAUGGCCUUUUGAUUGAGUUCCAGUAGCCUAUUUGUAUUUGAUAGCCCCUCCUUACUUUUAUCAUACUUAAAGCAGGUUUAUUGUGUUGUGUUGGCAAAGGUUAUACAAUGAAAGUAAGGGUUAUUUUCAUGACUCUUGAAACUGUAUGAUGGAUCAAUUUAGCAGUGUCUUGUUGUUUGAAAUAUGUUUCCAAGAAGAUUGUUUCAACUUGUCUUGUCUUGGCCUUGAAGAAAAUAUGCACACAUAAUGAGUACUCAAAGCUUGCCAUGCUAAAACAUGGCAAUUGGUGACCACAAAUCUUUUGAUGCUUGAGAAGAAAGAUACAAUGUGGAAUUCUACAUGAUAGUAUGGCAGGCAAUCAUUUACAAAGAUUCAUAGCUGUUGGUGAUAGUUGGUAGGGGGCCGAAACUUAUGUCUAGUCUGCCACCCUAACCCGAUCACCUUCACCUCGUGAUGUGUGAAUUGAUUUUCGUGUACAGAAUUUAUGUGAGGGUUUGUGUAAACUUAUGUCUAGUCUGUCAUCCUGAGCCGAUCACUUUCACCUCAUGUGAUGUGUGAAUUGAUUGUCAUGUACAGAAUUUAUGUGAGGGUUUGUGUUAACUUAUGUCUAGUCUGCCAUCCUAAGCCGAUCACUUUCACCUCAUGUGAUAUGUGAAUUGAUUUCAUUUAUAGAAUUUGGGUGAAGGUUUGUGUUAACUUUGUGGGACACUAGAGACAUUUUUUCUGAACAUUUCCCAGUCUUUUAUGUAAUCUGACAAAAGAAUAUGUUGUCCAUGAUAGCCUGGCUACCUUUUAUUUAUUACUUGUUUUCUACUCUUACACAUUUUUUUUGUAUUUCUUAAUUAUAUUACAUAUUUAUGAUGGAUAUAAUAGCAGAACUGUUAAGCUUUUAAAUUAAUAACACAUACAGUGCUUAUGUUUUCAAUGUGCUUUAUAUUACGUCACAAAUGUAAGUCAUAUAUCUCGCUUGUGGUAUGACUGUGAGGUUUUGGUUUUCAUGGUGUUGAAAAGAUUUUAAUUUCAAUGUAAAAUUCAAAUGGUGAAGGUUAGUACAGUUUGUACCAUUUGGCAUUUGACAAUUAGUGUCCUUUACCUCUAACAUGCACACUUUAACAUUACUCUGCAUAUACUGUGGACAGUUCUCUCUACAUUUUUUAUGGCAUUGGGAAGGAUCAGUUGGUGAUCAUUUCCUUUAUUUUCAUGACCUUAAUGUUUGAUUCAGUAGUGAUACAGUAAUGUGAAAUUCGAUGCUCAUCAUUGUGAAGGGUUAUUACUCCCUAUCGUAUACACUGUCCCUGAAAAUGUAAUUUCUGAAGUUUGAGUGACAUGGGAAUGAAUUAGUUAGAAAUUGAUAUUCUAAUGGCAUGUUGAAGAUGUUUGCAUGGCAUCAUGGAAGUUUCAGAUUAUUUAAGCAUUUUGCUGGGAAAUUAAGUCAUUCUAGGUUGGUCAGUCUUAUGUUUGGUCACUCUCUCUCCCUCUCUUUUUUUUUCAUUGAUGUAAUUUUUGUUUCCAAAUCCCUGUGAAAUAUUAUUACAUUCAUUGAUUUUUCUUUGUAAUAAGCAGUGUAACCAGGUUAGUUUACCCUUUUCUAAGGGUAUUGUACUGCUGCAUUAGAUGAGGAAUACGUUUCCACAUAUUUUUUUGGCCACUUCUAAAGAGUGAUUUUUUAUUGGUUUUUCGUAUCUGGCAUAGCACAGGUUCUUUUUGUAGAACCCUUAGAAGAUUAUAUUAGGACACAUACACUACAAGACUGGCUGACUUUAUAAACUUUUCACAUUGAAUAACUCGUCUGAGUGUAGUCAGAAUCAGUUAAUGUGCAACAUAAUCCCUGCACCUUCAAAGGGACUUUAUAGAUUGCUUAAAAUGUAAGGUUCUAUUUGGCAGAACAAGAAGCAAAUAGCACAGAGUAGAAUCAAGGUUUGACUUGACAAUAUCACGGCCCUUAAACAUUGAAACAUGAUGGAUAACAGUGAAGUUGUUGUUCAUACUACUGACAAGGAUGUGUAGACUUAAAGUUGUGUCUCAUAUGUGUGCACUUACUGAAUUUUUCAAUAACGUUUAAGCUGAAAUGCAUAGUUGGGAAUAUAUUUUACAUUUCUUUUGAUCAUGUCACAGAUUCUUUUUAAAAUGUUAGGAGAAGCUGCACUGUAUGUAUUUCUGUUCUAAUUGAGCACAUCCAUGCCCUCCUACUGGUGUUAUGGAUAUAUUUAUUUACCUAUCUUGGAUCUCCAAGCUCAUAUCCUUUCAUACCACCCAACCCUUUUUUUUUUUUUUUUUUUUCCUCCAACCCUCCACAUCCUAACACCAGUAUGCAUAUUCUCCACACUUUUCUCGGCACAUUCCCUGUUGUAUUAACAAGGUGAAUUUGUCAAACAAUGAAGGGCUUCUUUACAGAGUAGUUAGCAAUCAUUUCCUAUAUUCAAAUAACCUUGAUGCUUGACUCAGAAGUAAUACUGUCAAGAGAAAUUAAAUGGCAGUUACUCUAAGGGGUAAAUUUUCUUUUUAAUGUCUUACUCUUGAUUUCUUUUAGGCGAAGAGCACGCUGAACCCAAAUGCCAAAGUGUUUGUGCCACAGAACACGAGGACAUCGUCAUCAUAGCUGGAAAUAGGAGCUGCGCAUGCCCGCCUGACGUGACCGGGUUUUGGAUGAAUAGAAGGAUGCCAUGUAUGAUACGAUGUACAUAAGUUUGCAAUUUGUGAAAGAGUUUAAAUGGAAUCCAGGCGGCUUUGUCCUGUCU
Pocillopora meandrina is the source of this 5376-nucleotide messenger RNA. The record is from the annotation of a GenBank genome assembly. NCBI's taxonomy places the organism in Eukaryota, Metazoa, Cnidaria, Anthozoa, Scleractinia, Pocilloporidae.